Schistocerca cancellata (South American locust) is the source of this 12759-nucleotide messenger RNA. Its product is annotated as mucin-17-like. Bases 1 to 12759 code for a protein of 4252 amino acids. The transcript is spliced from 157 exons. The record is from RefSeq and is a predicted model, not a curated record. NCBI's taxonomy places the organism in Eukaryota, Metazoa, Arthropoda, Insecta, Orthoptera, Acrididae.
AUGGACAGAGGGCAGUCAGGGUUUAAGGCAGGUGGGAUUUGCUCUUUCAAUACAAACAAAUUUCAGCAUGGCGACUUACAACAAUGUGAGAUCUUCAGAGAUGUUGUCCUUGAAGAUGAAGAGGUUCCGAAUGCAACAAAUGGAAAUGAAGUGCUGGCAUCUACAAACGAGCCCCAUAUCCCCAACAGGAGUCAAGAACAGAUUCCUGGAUCUCCAGCAGAAGAUGUUCCACUUCUAGUAGGCCUAGAAGAGGUCACAACAUCAACUAAGAGGGCAUGUGUUAAGCACGAAAGAAAAUCUGAUGGUGAUGGUGAUUCAUCAGAGUCACAUAGAAAGCGAAGAAGAAGUGAUAAUGCAGCAGAAUUUUCUUCUGUGUCUGGCUCCCCUGGUAGUUGUUCAGCUGCUGCACCUGCUGUUGAUAAUAUUGCUGCUGGUGUUAGAGCUGGGUCUGCAAUUGGUAGAGAUGUUACUGCGUUCAUUGUGCCUGAAUAUUGGAGACACCUAGUUCCUUCUUUUGUUGAUGAUGUUGGGACUCCCAUGACUGCCCUCACCAGCACCACCAGAAUCAGCCUCAGCCAGAGGCUGGCUGAAAUAAUAUACUUGUGGAACGUAGAAAUUGACAAAAAAGGAAUCCUCUGUGAAGCAUGCUGUACACAAAUCAAUGAGGUAGAUGAAAAGGAAAUGUGGGUCAAGCAGCUCCAGAAAUUAAUUAUACUCCGUGUGCUCCCCAGGGACCCUGAUUAUGCCAGUGCACAACCACAGCAGCUACGGACACCGGAGGCUGGACCCAGUACUGAAGACAUACGUGCAGCGAAGUCACCUGAAAGCGCACAACCACAGCACCUACGGACACCGGAGGCUGGACCCAGUACUGAAGACAUACGUGCAGCGAAGUCACCUGCCAGUGCACUACCACAGCAGCUACGGACACCGGAGGCUGGACCCAGUACUGAAGACAUACGUGCAGCGAAGUCACCUGCCAGUGCACAACCCCAGCAGCUACGGACACCGGAGGCUGGACCCAGUACUGACGACAUACGUGCAGCGAAGUCACCUGCCAGUGCACAACCACAGCAGCUACGGACACCGGAGGCUGGACCCAGUACUGAAGACAUACGUGCAGCGAAGUCACCUGCCAGUGCACAACCACAGCAGCUACGGACACCGGAGGCUGGACCCAGUACUGAAGACAUACAUGCAGCGAAGUCACUUGCCAGUGCACAACCACAGCAGCUACGGACACCGGAGGCUGGACCCAGUACUGAAGACAUACCGUCAGCGAAGUCACCUGCCAGUGCACAACCACAGCAGGUACGGACACCGGAGGCUGGACCCAGUACUGAAGACAUACGUGCAGCGAAGUCACCUGCCAGUGCACAACCACAGCAGGUACGGACACCGGAGGCUGGACCCAGUACUGAAGACAUACGUGCAGCGAAGUCACCUGCCAGUGCACAACCACAGCAGGUACGGACACCGGAGGCUGGACCCAGUACUGAAGACAUACGUGCAGCGAAGUCACCUGCCAGUGCACAACCACAGCAGGUACGGACACCGGAGGCUGCACCCAGUACUGAAGACAUACGUGCAGCGAAGUCACCUGCCAGUGCACAACCACAGCAGGUACGGACACCGGAGGCUGGACCCAGUACUGAAGACAUACGUGCAGCGAAGUCACCUGCCAGUGCACUACCACAGCAGCUACGGACACCGGAGGCUGGACCCAGUACUGAAGACAUACGUGCAGCGAAGUCACCUGCCAGUGCACAACCCCAGCAGCUAUGGACACCGGAGGCUGGACCCAGUACUGACGACAUACGUGCAGCGAAGUCACCUGCCAGUGCACAACCACAGCAGCUACGGACACCGGAGGCUGGACCCAGUACUGAAGACAUACGUGCAGCGAAGUCACCUGCCAGUGCACAACCACAGCAGCUACGGACACCGGAGGCUGGACCCAGUACUGAAGACAUACAUGCAGCGAAGUCACUUGCCAGUGCACAACCACAGCAGCUACGGACACCGGAGGCUGGACCCAGUACUGAAGACAUACCGUCAGCGAAGUCACCUGCCAGUGCACAACCACAGCAGGUACGGACACCGGAGGCUGGACCCAGUACUGAAGACAUACGUGCAGCGAAGUCACCUGCCAGUGCACAACCACAGCAGGUACGGACACCGGAGGCUGGACCCAGUACUGAAGACAUACGUGCAGCGAAGUCACCUGCCAGUGCACAACCACAGCAGGUACGGACACCGGAGGCUGGACCCAGUACUGAAGACAUACGUGCAGCGAAGUCACCUGCCAGUGCACAACCACAGCAGGUACGGACACCGGAGGCUGGACCCAGUACUGAAGACAUACGUGCAGCGAAGUCACCUGCCAGUGCACAACCACAGCAGGUACGGACACCGGAGGCUGGACCCAGUACUGAAGACAUACGUGCAGCGAAGUCACCUGCCAGUGCACAACCACAGCAGGUACGGACACCGGAGGCUGGACCCAGUACUGAAGACAUACGUGCAGCGAAGUCACCUGCCAGUGCACAACCACAGCAGCUACGGACACCGGAGGCUGGACCCAGUACUGAAGACAUACGUGCAGCGAAGUCACCUGCCAGUGCACAACCACAGCAGGUACGGACACCGGAGGCUGGACCCAGUACUGAAGACAUACGUGCAGCGAAGUCACCUGCCAGUGCACAACCACAGGAGGUACGGACACCGGAGGCUGGACCCAGUACUGAAGACAUACGUGCAGCGAAGUCACCUGCCAGUGCACAACCACAGCAGCUACGGACACCAGAGGCUGGACCCAGUACUGAAGACAUACGUGCAGCGAAGUCACCUGCCAGUGCACAACCACAGCAGCUACGGACACCGGAGGCUGGACCCAGUACUGAAGACAUACGUGCAGCGAAGUCACCUGCCAGUGCACAACCACAGCAGGUACGGACACCGGAGGCUGGACCCAGUACUGAAGACAUACGUGCAGCGAAGUCACCUGCCAGUGCACAACCACAGGAGGUACGGACACCGGAGGCUGGACCCAGUACUGAAGACAUACGUGCAGCGAAGUCACCUGCCAGUGCACAACCACAGCAGGUACGGACACCGGAGGCUGGACCCAGUACUGAAGACAUACGUGCAGCGAAGUCACCUGCCAGUGCACAACCACAGCAGGUACGGACACCGGAGGCUGGACCCAGUACUGAAGACAUACGUGCAGCGAAGUCACCUGCUAGUGCACAACCACAGCAGCUACGGACACCGGAGGCUGGAGCCAGUACUGAAGACAUACGUGCAGCGAAGUCACCUGCCAGUGCACAACCACAGCAGCUACGGACACCAGAGGCUGGACCCAGUACUGAAGACAUACGUGCAGCAAAGUCACCUGCCAGUGCACAACCACAGCAGCUACGGACACCGGAGGCUGGACCCAGUACUGAAGACAUACGUGCAGCGAAGUCACCUGCCAGUGCACAACCACAGCAGCUACGGACACCGGAGGCUGGACCCAGUACUCAAGACAUACGUGCAGCGAAGUCACCUGCCAGUGCACAACCACAGCAGGUACGGACACCAGAGGCUGGACCCAGUACUGAAGACAUACGUGCAGCGAAGUCACCUGCCAGUGCACAACCACAGGAGGUACGGACACCGGAGGCUGGACCCAGUACUGAAGACAUACGUGCAGCGAAGUCACCUGCCAGUGCACAACCACAGCAGCUACGGACACCAGAGGCUGGACCCAGUACUGAAGACAUACGUGCAGCGAAGACACCUGCCAGUGCACAACCACAGCAGCUACGGACACCGGAGGCUGGACCCAGUACUGAAGACAUACGUGCAGCGAAGUCACCUGCUAGUGCACAACCACAGCAGCUACGGACACCGGAGGCUGGAGCCAGUACUGAAGACAUACGUGCAGCGAAGUCACCUGCCAGUGCACAACCACAGCAGGUACGGACACCGGAGGCUGGACCCAGUACUGAAGACAUACCGUCAGCGAAGUCACCUGCCAGUGCACAACCACAGCAGGUACGGACACCGGAGGCUGGACCCAGUACUGAAGACAUACGUGCAGCGAAGUCACCUGCCAGUGCACAACCACAGCAGGUACGGACACCGGAGGCUGGACCCAGUACUGAAGACAUACGUGCAGCGAAGUCACCUGCCAGUGCACAACCACAGCAGGUACGGACACCGGAGGCUGGACCCAGUACUGAAGACAUACGUGCAGCGAAGUCACCUGCCAGUGCACAACCACAGCAGGUACGGACACCGGAGGCUGGACCCAGUACUGAAGACAUACGUGCAGCGAAGUCACCUGUAAUAGCCAGUGCACAACCACAGCAGGUACGGACACCGGAGGCUGGACCCAGUACUGAAGACAUACGUGCAGCGAAGUCACCUGCCAGUGCACAACCACAGCAGGUACGGACACCGGAGGCUGGACCCAGUACUGAAGACAUACGUGCAGCGAAGUCACCUGCCAGUGCACAACCACAGCAGGUACAGACACCGGAGGCUGGACCCAGUACUGAAGACAUACGUGCAGCGAAGACACCUGCCAGUGCACAACCACAGCAGGUACGGACACCGGAGGCUGGACCCAGUACUGAAGACAUACGUGCAGCGAAGUCACCUGCCAGUGCACAACCACAGCAGGUACGGACACCGGAGGCUGGACCCAGUACUGAAGACAUACGUGCAGCGAAGUCACCUGCCAGUGCACAACCACAGCAGGUACGGACACCGGAGGCUGGACCCAGUACUGAAGACAUACGUGCAGCGAAGUCACCUGCCAGUGCACAACCACAGCAGGUACGGACACCGGAGGCUGGACCCAGUACUGAAGACAUACGUGCAGCGAAGUCACCUGCCAGUGCACAACCACAGCAGGUACGGACACCAGAGGCUGGACCCAGUACUGAAGACAUACGUGCAGCGAAGUCACCUGCCAGUGCACAACCACAGCAGGUACGGACACCGGAGGCUGGACCCAGUACUGAAGACAUACGUGCAGCGAAGUCACCUGCCAGUGCACAACCACAGCAGGUACGGACACCGGAGGCUGGACCCAGUACUGAAGACAUACGUGCAGCGAAGUCACCUGCCAGUGCACAACCACAGCAGGUACGGACACCGGAGGCUGGACCCAGUACUGAAGACAUACGUGCAGCGAAGUCACCUGCCAGUGCACAACCACAGCAGGUACGGACACCGGAGGCUGGACCCAGUACUGAAGACAUACGUGCAGCGAAGUCACCUGCCAGUGCACAACCACAGCAGGUACGGACACCGGAGGCUGGACCCAGUACUGAAGACAUACGUGCAGCGAAGUCACCUGCCAGUGCACAACCACAGCAGGUACGGACACCGGAGGCUGGACCCAGUACUGAAGACAUACGUGCAGCGAAGUCACCUGCCAGUGCACAACCACAGCAGGUACGGACACCGGAGGCUGGACCCAGUACUGAAGACAUACGUGCAGCGAAGUCACCUGCCAGUGCACAACCACAGCAGGUACGGACACCGGAGGCUGGACCCAGUACUGAAGACAUACGUGCAGCGAAGUCACCUGCCAGUGCACAACCACAGCAGGUACGGACACCGGAGGCUGGACCCAGUACUGAAGACAUACGUGCAGCGAAGUCACCUGCCAGUGCACAACCACAGCAGGUACGGACACCGGAGGCUGGACCCAGUACUGAAGACAUACGUGCAGCAAAGUCACCUGCCAGUGCACAACCACAGCAGGUACGGACACCGGAGGCUGGACCCAGUACUGAAGACAUACGUGCAGCGAAGUCACCUGCCAGUGCACAACCACAGCAGGUACGGACACCGGAGGCUGGACCCAGUACUGAAGACAUACGUGCAGCGAAGUCACCUGCCAGUGCACAACCACAGCAGGUACGGACACCGGAGGCUGGACCCAGUACUGAAGACAUACGUGCAGCGAAGUCACCUGCCAGUGCACAACCACAGCAGGUACGGACACCGGAGGCUGGACCCAGUACUGAAGACAUACGUGCAGCGAAGUCACCUGCCAGUGCACAACCACAGCAGGUACGGACACCGGAGGCUGGACCCAGUACUGAAGACAUACGUGCAGCGAAGACACCUGCCAGUGCACAACCACAGCAGGUACGGACACCGGAGGCUGGACCCAGUACUGAAGACAUACGUGCAGCAAAGUCACCUGCCAGUGCACAACCACAGCAGGUACGGACACCGGAGGCUGGACCCAGUACUGAAGACAUACGUGCAGCGAAGUCACCUGCCAGUGCACAACCACAGCAGGUACGGACACCGGAGGCUGGACCCAGUACUGAAGACAUACGUGCAGCGAAGUCACCUGCCAGUGCACAACCACAGCAGGUACGGACACCGGAGGCUGGACCCAGUACUGAAGACAUACGUGCAGCGAAGUCACCUGCCAGUGCACAACCACAGCAGGUACGGACACCGGAGGCUGGACCCAGUACUGAAGACAUACGUGCAGCGAAGUCACCUGCCAGUGCACAACCACAGCAGGUACGGACACCGGAGGCUGGACCCAGUACUGAAGACAUACGUGCAGCGAAGUCACCUGCCAGUGCACAACCACAGCAGGUACGGACACCGGAGGCUGGACCCAGUACUGAAGACAUACGUGCAGCGAAGUCACCUGCCAGUGCACAACCACAGCAGGUACGGACACCGGAGGCUGGACCCAGUACUGAAGACAUACGUGCAGCGAAGUCACCUGCCAGUGCACAACCACAGCAGGUACGGACACCGGAGGCUGGACCCAGUACUGAAGACAUACGUGCAGCGAAGUCACCUGCCAGUGCACAACCACAGCAGGUACGGACACCGGAGGCUGGACCCAGUACUGAAGACAUACGUGCAGUGAAGUCACCUGCCAGUGCACAACCACAGCAGGUACGGACACCGGAGGCUGGACCCAGUACUGAAGACAUACGUGCAGCGAAGUCACCUGCCAGUGCACAACCACAGCAGGUACGGACACCGGAGGCUGGACCCAGUACUGAAGACAUACGUGCAGCGAAGUCACCUGCCAGUGCACAACCACAGCAGGUACGGACACCGGAGGCUGGACCCAGUACUGAAGACAUACGUGCAGCGAAGUCACCUGCCAGUGCACAACCACAGCAGGUACGGACACCGGAGGCUGGACCCAGUACUGAAGACAUACGUGCAGCGAAGUCACCUGCCAGUGCACAACCACAGCAGGUACGGACACCGGAGGCUGGACCCAGUACUGAAGACAUACGUGCAGCGAAGUCACCUGCCAGUGCACAACCACAGCAGGUACGGACACCGGAGGCUGGACCCAGUACUGAAGACAUACGUGCAGCGAAGUCACCUGCCAGUGCACAACCACAGCAGGUACGGACACCGGAGGCUGGACCCAGUACUGAAGACAUACGUGCAGCGAAGUCACCUGCCAGUGCACAACCACAGCAGGUACGGACACCAAAGGCUGGACCCAGUACUGAAGACAUACGUGCAGCGAAGUCACCUGCCAGUGCACAACCACAGCAGGUACGGACACCGGAGGCUGGACCCAGUACUGAAGACAUACGUGCAGCGAAGUCACCUGCCAGUGCACAACCACAGCAGGUACGGACACCGGAGGCUGGACCCAGUACUGAAGACAUACGUGCAGCGAAGUCACCUGCCAGUGCACAACCACAGCAGGUACGGACACCGGAGGCUGGACCCAGUACUGAAGACAUACGUGCAGCGAAGUCACCUGCCAGUGCACAACCACAGCAGGUACGGACACCGGAGGCUGGACCCAGUACUGAAGACAUACGUGCAGCGAAGUCACCUGCCAGUGCACAACCACAGCAGGUACGGACACCGGAGGCUGGACCCAGUACUGAAGACAUACGUGCAGCAAAGUCACCUGCCAGUGCACAACCACAGCAGGUACGGACACCGGAGGCUGGACCCAGUACUGAAGACAUACGUGCAGCGAAGUCACCUGCCAGUGCACAACCACAGCAGGUACGGACACCGGAGGCUGGACCCAGUACUGAAGACAUACGUGCAGCGAAGUCACCUGCCAGUGCACAACCACAGCAGGUACGGACACCGGAGGCUGGACCCAGUACUGAAGACAUACGUGCAGCGAAGUCACCUGCCAGUGCACAACCACAGCAGGUACGGACACCGGAGGCUGGACCCAGUACUGAAGACAUACGUGCAGCGAAGUCACCUGCCAGUGCACAACCACAGCAGGUACGGACCCCGGAGGCUGGACCCAGUACUGAAGACAUACGUGCAGCGAAGUCACCUGCCAGUGCACAACCACAGCAGGUACGGACACCGGAGGCUGGACCCAGUACUGAAGACAUACGUGCAGCGAAGUCACCUGCCAGUGCACAACCACAGCAGGUACGGACACCGGAGGCUGGACCCAGUACUGAAGACAUACGUGCAGCGAAGUCACCUGCCAGUGCACAACCACAGCAGGUACGGACACCGGAGGCUGGACCCAGUACUGAAGACAUACGUGCAGCGAAGUCACCUGCCAGUGCACAACCACAGCAGCUACGGACACCAGAGGCUGGACCCAGUACUGAAGACAUACGUGCAGCGAAGACACCUGCCAGUGCACAACCACAGCAGGUACGGACACCGGAGGCUGGACCCAGUACUGAAGACAUACGUGCAGCAAAGUCACCUGCCAGUGCACAACCACAGCAGGUACGGACACCGGAGGCUGGACCCAGUACUGAAGACAUACGUGCAGCGAAGUCACCUGCCAGUGCACAACCACAGCAGGUACGGACACCGGAGGCUGGACCCAGUACUGAAGACAUACGUGCAGCGAAGUCACCUGCCAGUGCACAACCACAGCAGGUACGGACACCGGAGGCUGGACCCAGUACUGAAGACAUACGUGCAGCGAAGUCACCUGCCAGUGCACAACCACAGCAGGUACGGACACCUGAGGCUGGACCCAGUACUGAAGACAUACGUGCAGCGAAGUCACCUGCCAGUGCACAACCACAGCAGGUACGGACACCGGAGGCUGGACCCAGUACUGAAGACAUACGUGCAGCGAAGUCACCUGCCAGUGCACAACCACAGCAGGUACGGACACCGGAGGCUGGACCCAGUACUGAAGACAUACGUGCAGCGAAGUCACCUGCCAGUGCACAACCACAGCAGGUACGGACACCGGAGGCUGGACCCAGUACUGAAGACAUACGUGCAGCGAAGUCACCUGCCAGUGCACAACCACAGCAGGUACGGACACCGGAGGCUGGACCCAGUACUGAAGACAUACGUGCAGCGAAGUCACCUGCCAGUGCACAACCACAGCAGGUACGGACACCGGAGGCUGGACCCAGUACUGAAGACAUACGUGCAGCGAAGUCACCUGCCAGUGCACAACCACAGCAGGUACGGACACCGGAGGCUGGACCCAGUACUGAAGACAUACGUGCAGCGAAGUCACCUGCCAGUGCACAACCACAGCAGCUACGGACACCAGAGGCUGGACCCAGUACUGAAGACAUACGUGCAGCGAAGACACCUGCCAGUGCACAACCACAGCAGGUACGGACACCGGAGGCUGGACCCAGUACUGAAGACAUACGUGCAGCAAAGUCACCUGCCAGUGCACAACCACAGCAGGUACGGACACCGGAGGCUGGACCCAGUACUGAAGACAUACGUGCAGCGAAGUCACCUGCCAGUGCACAACCACAGCAGGUACGGACACCGGAGGCUGGACCCAGUACUGAAGACAUACGUGCAGCGAAGUCACCUGCCAGUGCACAACCACAGCAGGUACGGACACCGGAGGCUGGACCCAGUACUGAAGACAUACGUGCAGCGAAGUCACCUGCCAGUGCACAACCACAGCAGGUACGGACACCGGAGGCUGGACCCAGUACUGAAGACAUACGUGCAGCGAAGUCACCUGCCAGUGCACAACCACAGCAGGUACGGACACCGGAGGCUGGACCCAGUACUGAAGACAUACGUGCAGCGAAGUCACCUGCCAGUGCACAACCACAGCAGGUACGGACACCGGAGGCUGGACCCAGUACUGAAGACAUACGUGCAGCGAAGUCACCUGCCAGUGCACAACCACAGCAGGUACGGACACCGGAGGCUGGACCCAGUACUGAAGACAUACGUGCAGCGAAGUCACCUGCCAGUGCACAACCACAGCAGCUACGGACACCGGAGGCUGGACCCAGUACUGAAGACAUACGUGCAGCGAAGUCACCUGCCAGUGCACAACCACAGCAGGUACGGACACCGGAGGCUGGACCCAGUACUGAAGACAUACGUGCAGCGAAGUCACCUGCCAGUGCACAACCACAGCAGGUACGGACACCGGAGGCUGGACCCAGUACUGAAGACAUACGUGCAGCGAAGUCACCUGCCAGUGCACAACCACAGCAGGUACGGACACCGGAGGCUGGACCCAGUACUGAAGACAUACGUGCAGCGAAGUCACCUGCCAGUGCACAACCACAGCAGGUACGGACACCGGAGGCUGGACCCAGUACUGAAGACAUACGUGCAGCGAAGUCACCUGCCAGUGCACAACCACAGCAGGUACGGACACCGGAGGCUGGACCCAGUACUGAAGACAUACGUGCAGCGAAGUCACCUGCCAGUGCACAACCACAGCAGGUACGGACACCGGAGGCUGGACCCAGUACUGAAGACAUACGUGCAGCGAAGUCACCUGCCAGUGCACAACCACAGCAGGUACGGACACCGGAGGCUGGACCCAGUACUGAAGACAUACGUGCAGCGAAGUCACCUGCCAGUGCACAACCACAGCAGGUACGGACACCGGAGGCUGGACCCAGUACUGAAGACAUACGUGCAGCGAAGUCACCUGCCAGUGCACAACCACAGCAGGUACGGACACCGGAGGCUGGACCCAGUACUGAAGACAUACGUGCAGCGAAGUCACCUGCCAGUGCACAACCACAGCAGGUACGGACACCGGAGGCUGGACCCAGUACUGAAGACAUACGUGCAGCGAAGUCACCUGCCAGUGCACAACCACAGCAGGUACGGACACCGGAGGCUGGACCCAGUACUGAAGACAUACGAGCAGCGAAGUCACCUGCCAGUGCACAACCACAGCAGGUACGGACACCGGAGGCUGGACCCAGUACUGAAGACAUACGUGCAGCGAAGUCACCUGCCAGUGCACAACCACAGCAGGUACGGACACCGGAGGCUGGACCCAGUACUGAAGACAUACGUGCAGCGAAGUCACCUGCCAGUGCACAACCACAGCAGGUACGGACACCGGAGGCUGGACCCAGUACUGAAGACAUACGUGCAGCGAAGUCACCUGCCAGUGCACAACCACAGCAGGUACGGACACCGGAGGUUGGACCCAGUACUGAAGACAUACGUGCAGCGAAGUCACCUGCCAGUGCACAACCACAGCAGGUACGGACACCGGAGGCUGGACCCAGUACUGAAGACAUACGUGCAGCGAAGUCACCUGCCAGUGCACAACCACAGCAGGUACGGACACCGGAGGCUGGACCCAGUACUGAAGACAUACGUGCAGCGAAGUCACCUGCCAGUGCACAACCACAGCAGGUACGGACACCGGAGGCUGGACCCAGUACUGAAGACAUACGUGCAGCGAAGUCACCUGCCAGUGCACAACCACAGCAGGUACGGACACCGGAGGCUGGACCCAGUACUGAAGACAUACGUGCAGCGAAGUCACCUGCCAGUGCACAACCACAGCAGGUACGGACACCGGAGGCUGGACCCAGUACUGAAGACAUACGUGCAGCGAAGUCACCUGCCAGUGCACAACCACAGCAGGUACGGACAACGGAGGCUGGACCCAGUACUGAAGACAUACGUGCAGCGAAGUCACCUGCCAGUGCACAACCACAGCAGGUACGGACACCGGAGGCUGGACCCAGUACUGAAGACAUACGUGCAGCGAAGUCACCUGCCAGUGCACAACCACAGCAGGUACGGACACCGGAGGCUGGACCCAGUACUGAAGACAUACGUGCAGCGAAGUCACCUGCCAGUGCACAACCACAGCAGGUACGGACACCGGAGGCUGGACCCAGUACUGAAGACAUACGUGCAGCGAAGUCACCUGCCAGUGCACAACCACAGCAGGUACGGACACCGGAGGCUGGACCCAGUACUGAAGACAUACGUGCAGCGAAGUCACCUGCCAGUGCACAACCACAGCAGGUACGGACACCGGAGGCUGGACCCAGUACUGAAGACAUACGUGCAGCGAAGUCACCUGCCAGUGCACAACCACAGCAGGUACGGACACCGGAGGCUGGACCCAGUACUGAAGACAUACGUGCAGCGAAGUCACCUGCCAGUGCACAACCACAGCAGGUACGGACACCGGAGGCUGGACCCAGUACUGAAGACAUACGUGCAGCGAAGUCACCUGCCAGUGCACAACCACAGCAGGUACGGACACCGGAGGCUGGACCCAGUACUGAAGACAUACGUGCAGCGAAGUCACCUGCCAGUGCACAACCACAGCAGGUACGGACACCGGAGGCUGGACCCAGUACUGAAGACAUACGUGCAGCGAAGUCACCUGCUGCUCAACCACAGCUGCUCAACCACAGCUGCUCAACCACAGCUGCUCAACCACAGCUGCUCAACCACAGCUGCUCAACCACAGCUGCUCAACCACAGCUGCUCAACCACAGCUGCUCAACCACAGCUGCUCACAACACGGAAAAAAUUUGA